This is a messenger RNA of Pomacea canaliculata, 4344 nucleotides long. RefSeq lists its product as uncharacterized. The transcript is spliced from 12 exons. Gene Ontology annotation, biological process: G protein-coupled glutamate receptor signaling pathway; regulation of synaptic transmission, glutamatergic. The coding region runs from base 109 to 3582 and encodes 1157 amino acids. Gene Ontology annotation, cellular component: membrane. NCBI's taxonomy places the organism in Eukaryota, Metazoa, Mollusca, Gastropoda, Architaenioglossa, Ampullariidae. The record is from RefSeq and is a predicted model, not a curated record. Gene Ontology annotation, molecular function: group II metabotropic glutamate receptor activity.
UUUUUUUAUUCAAUUUUAUUUCAGUAUACAGCUUAAAGCAAAAGGCCUUUAGUCACCCUGUCCAUCGGUGAAGCAAACAACUUGUCUAAUUUGCACUCGAUUAAAAAAAUGGACAGGGUAUUUUCAAGCCUGACGGUGUUUGCUGGGAUACUAGCCCUUGUCUUCCGGUCAACCUGCUGCCAAGAGCAGCUGACGACGAUCAUUCCUGGUGACGUCAUUUUUGGCGGUCUCUUUGACGUCAACGAGCUGGAAAAUGGCGCCUGCGGUAAAUUUAGCCCUGAACUGAUCCACGAAGUCGUCGCAGUCACGUGGUUUCUGCAAUCUCUCAACAACAGGAACUACAUUCCUGGGGUCAAAAUAGGUUUCGACGUUUUCCGAACAUGUUCAACUAUUGAGCGUUCGCUUGAUGGAGCUUUGAGACUUCUAACCAGAUACAGAGUUGAAGAAACUACCAAUUCCACUGCAGUUUUGUUUGGAUUGCUGGGACCAGAGAGGACGGAAGGCGUGAAGUUUGUUUCAAGAUGGCUAAGUUCUCUCCCCGACAACAAGCGCCUCUUGCAGAUCAGUGGCUCAGCAACGGGUAUGGGACUUAGUAGUCACUUAAAGUACCCGAACUUCUUUCGAGUGAUUCCCUCCGACAGUAUUCAAGUCAAGGUGCUGGAACAGUUGCUUGUACAGCUGGGAUGGAAUUACAUUGCCAUUGCCUACGACGACGACAACUAUGGGCGCUUCUGUGGCAGGAGAACUACGGCGCCUGGCAAAAGAGAGAGACAUCUGUAUACCUGUGUACGUCAGUCUGCCAAUAUAUCAAGUUCUCAGAAUGGCCUUGUGCGGGGCAUCGUUAUUGUGGCAAGCUCCUCCAGUCUGCGCAGGCUCAUACAGAAGCUGGGCGACAAGCGUUACGUCAGCCUUGUUCUCGGAGAAGCUGUGGGGCUUCAGCAGACAAAUUUACAAUCCACCCCGGGUACAAUCGUGCCCAUCGCACGUGGGGCGCUCGUGACGUCACCGCCUUAUUUCCCGUUGCCCGAAUUUCAGUCAUUCUGGAACGACCUUUGGACACAUCAAACACUUUUCACUGAUUAUGCGAGAAAAAUUCCUUGGCUGGCGAGAUUGUUUCAGCAGGUGACUCAGUGUGACUUUACUCAGUCUGGCUGCUGGAGUAGUAGAAGGCAGGAUGUCAACAGCGUGAAGAAGACUGUGAGUCUGUACACGGGGUAUCACUUGAAAGCAGCGGCAGUCCUGGCAGCUUUCUUGAAGCAACAACACACAGCAAACUGUUCAGGUUCAAAUAUUUCAUUGUGCACAAAUUUGACUGAGUUGAUAUCAGAUAGCAGCCGCUUGCUGACAACAUUCCGUAAAUCACCCAUUUCCCUUAGCGAGUUUAGUACAGAGCUUGCAGAAUUUGGCAACAUGACAUCAGUCGCAUUUGAUGAAAACGGAGACAUCUUAUUAACGGGUGGAGAAUCCAACUACACAGUCUACAAUGUUCAAGAAAAUAACGACAAACACUAUGUAUUCAAGCAGGUUGCGACAUACGCAGACAGCAAACUUAUUAUCCAAGAGUCUGAUGUAGUCUUUUACAGUAAAGACGGAAGUUCUUUGUCCUGGUCACAAAGACUGCCUGCUCAGUGUGACUGCAACACUGACUGUCUUCAGUGCAAGAAAGACGUGUCUGAUGAGAUCCUCUUCAUAAAAGGGGAUUUUUAUAUUGUCGGAAUUCUGUCAAUACAUGAGAAAAAUCCCUUGUCAUCUCUUACAUGCGGCAAGAUUAAAACACUUGCAGGCGCGGAUUUAGCACAGUCCGUGGCGUUUGCAGUGAAAGAAAUAAACAAAAAAGAAGGAAUGUUUGCAGACAUCUUGCCAGGUCAUAAGAUUGGACUGCUACUUCUCAACUCCUGCAGCAGUCCUCUCGUGGUCCGCCAGAGACUUCUGGACUUGCACACUGGACGUCUGCCCCUGCCUGACCCUAGCCACCUCAACAGCAGCAUCUUGCUGUCAAACAUUAUGGGAUACGUGGGUGCCUAUUUUAGUGGCGAUAGCAUUGCGGCGGCAGAAAUAUUGACAGGCAUUGGCAGACCUUUUGUACAGGUGAGUGCUUCUUCCACUUCUUCUGACCUCAAGGACAGAGUAAAAUAUCCCUACUUUAUGCGUCUGGUUCCAGCGGACGACGUGCAAACACAGAUCCUGCUGGACGUGGCAGUCAAGCUGAACUCCACUUACAUCCAGGUCAUGUAUGACAAGAUGGCGGACUACGCCCAAGGACUCGUGCGAAAGCUUGAAGAAGCGUUGACACAGAACUACACCAAUAUCUGCAUCGCUCAGAAAAUCGCCGUUACUAGUCGCAGUGAUGUCAGCGAAUACAAAUGGAUCAAGGAUGAGCUCCGCAAGAAGAGUGCUGCCAAGCUGGUCAUCGUCGUGCUCUAUGACGUAGACAUUGAGAAGGUCAUGGACGCCAUUUUACCUGACCUCACGUCCAAUGACAAUUUCCUCUUCCUCGCAAGCGAUUCGUGGGGCAAACACCAGGAGCUAAUCCAAGGCAAGACCAAGUUGGAAGGGUCGCUGGUCCUUUCACAAGACGUUUUAUACAACUCGUCCUUUCACACCUAUUUCACGUCUGUGGAUCCCACAAAAACAGAGAAUGUUUGGCUCAGAUACUUCUGGGAGGCCAGGAAAAACUGUUAUUUUGACAAAAGUUUUGAAAGGAAAGGCAAGACAGGACUCUGUCCAGAAAAUAUAGCUUCCGAUUAUGUCGACGAUCCUCUAGCUUCACUUCACAUACAAGCUGUGAAUGCUCUUGUACUAGGCUUCAACCAAACCUUGAAUAAACUGUGCGGAUCAGCUGCAAGGCAGUUGUGCAGUGCUUUUACUUCGGAGGAGCUUGUCAAGACGAUGAAGAGCAUCCGUCUAGACAUGUACAAUAGAGGAGAACGUACACAGGUGUUUGAUGACAACGGAGACGGGGUUGUGGGCUUUAAGAUUCUACAGGUGACACGAGACAGAACGUCUCCAGUAGAUGCUGUGAUAUACACUGAGGUUGGAUCAUGGACAAACCAAAAGCUAACAUUAGACGAAAGCAAGCUAACGCCACCUGGUGGUGAACAGUUUUCAGCGGUCUGCCCGAACCCAGCUGAGUGUAGCGCGUGUUUCAAACAAGCUAAACAAACAACAACCAUAUCUAAUGGCGACAGUGACGACAACAUCACCGUACCGGUAGUCGUGGGAGUCAGUCUUCCACUUGCCGCUGCUGUCAUCGUUCUUAUUGUUUUUGUCGUUCACUUCUGGCGUCGCUUGAAGGUAAAAGGUAGGAGGGGAACAACUAUCAGGUUCGUGCCAGGUGUUAGACGCAGUGGUGACAGCACUCUGCACCUGUCCAACUCCUUCGGGUCCUGUCAGGAAUCAAACGAGGCUGAACCCUGUGAACACUAUGCUUCUCUGGGAAACUCUGCUCAGCUGUGUUCUGGUGAUCCUAUUCUUGUUCCUGAAGACAAAGCUUCAGUUCAUUCUGAGACGAGUCUCCCACCCCCUCUAUGUAACGGUACUGUACAGGAAGAAUGGGGUGGAUACAUUACGCCAGUAUACUAGAGUUUAUAACAGUUAAAUAUAGAUUUUCACAAUUUAUACAUUUUGUUAUUUAUCUUAUCAUUUACUAAGAUGCUUCGCUCAUCUUUUUUAAAAUAUUUGACGACAUAAUCUUCAUUAAAACCACAAAAUUCCUUAUUCAUGUUACAUUUAUUUCUAGUUUUUAAAUUCUGUUUGAUAGUAAAAAGGUUCUUUGUGAUAUUCUAAAGGUACUUAAUGAUGUCAAAUGUAUGACAAAACUGUUAUUGAAAUUCGUUACCUCAUCGACCACAAGCUAUUUAGCAGACAUUUGAAACACGAACACCUCUAAAUAAUAAAACAUUUGCUUUCAAAUUUUACUUAUUUGUUACUUAAUUUAAUUUUAGUUUAGUUUUGCAAUCAACUACUGCCUGUAACACAGAUAAUCCUGAAGAUUUUAAAAGGAGAAUAAAGUAGAAUACAAUGUAUAACACUGAUGUGUCACACUUUAGCUGUCUAUUAUUAAAACUUGCUACACUGUUUAAAGUACAUCUAGUUCCAAUGUGAAGUAAUUCAUAUUUAUUCGUGUAACCUAACCGCGAGUAAAAUAUUUUUCACUUGAUUAAAUUGCUUGAUGUCUAUAUAUAUAUAUGUAAAAGUGCCAGCUUGCCAUUAAAUCUGUGACAGGAAGUUGAACAUUAUAAGAGUAAAGAUGUUUUGCCAAAGUGCUGACUAACAAUAAAUGUGUGAGAGUGAGAGAGAUAAAGUGAAAGAGAGGCGGGGAUACUCAGUUUGCCUUACCUUGUA